UCUCAUUUCCUCUCUCUUCCUACUCUUUGUGACAAACAGCGCAGCUGACUGAGGAGCACACAUCAUCCCCGGUCACAAGUAGGAGUAGCAAAGCAUAGACACCAACAUCAACAUGGCAGAAUGCGCUCAUGGAACUUCCCUCCAACAGCCUAGAGGUGUCUAAAACACCGAGGACACAGACGACGGGACCUCAGCGUUGAGCACGUCAACACGGUCCUCCUCGCCGGCGGAGGCAAAGUGUGGAGCAAAGGGUGAAGGAGCAGACGGAACUCCGACAAGUCACGGGAGCUAGCUGUGCUCAUUGCUCUGGACCAUGGCGCCGCCUCAUCGACAAGAAGUUCUUGCCAUUUUCUCAACGGAGAGAAAGGCUGGCCUCAAUUCUGUCGACGACUCCAAAUGGGCGGAAGUAAAGCAUAUCAAUUGCUAUGCAACAUUUAUGGGGUACUUGUGGAUGGCAAUGAGAGGGGUGAGCGUCCUAGUGGUUACGUGGACCACCGUCGUCCUUCUUGGUGGUUUCGUGUCUAUGCUAAAUACCAAGGACUUUUGGUUUCUCACGGUGAUUACCCUCGUACAAACUGCCGGGGUCUUUGAUAUGCAUCUGAGUGAAAAUUUAAUUGCUAUUCCAAGAUUAUGCUUGGGCUUCUUGCAUACCGUGACAAUCACAAUCACACGGGAAGGUGGACAAGUAAGGAGAAACGAGAGGUCCUGUAUGCCAUGCCUACCAGCCCCAGUUGGCAGAUGGUCUCUUAUGGUACGAAAUGUGCUUGGUGCUGUCCUAGAGAUCGCUCAAGGAAUUGCGUUCGCCAAUAUAUUGUGCCUGCUAGCAGCUAUCUAUGGGUUUGGAUUGUACAUCACUUGUGCCGGUUGCGUGUGGCGUCUAAAAGAGCGUGAUUAUGGCAGCUCCGAUGGAGACGGAGCAAACAAGAAUCCGGCCCUUUUUGUGCUAUACAUCCUAGGCGUGUUCCAAGGUACCAUCUUGUUUUAUAGAAUAAUGCUGGGUCGUGCAGGGAGAAGGAUAGCGAACCAAGUGGCCGAAGAAUACAGAUUUGAGGAUUACUCGCCUGUUUUGGGCUACCUUGACGAGUUAAGGAUUGGAUGCGACAAGGACAGUUCAUUUGCUAGAGGAAGGAACCUCAUCACAUAUGCACUACAGCUGAUGGAGUCCCAUUCACCGGAUGACCUCCUUUCGGGGACAAGGAUCCUGGACACACUCAUCACAUAUGAUGACUCUCCUCAGUCACCCGAGGACCUUCCCAGCACAAGUGUUACCGUAUGGACCGGGUAUGUCAAUGUCAACAUACACACCCCGAGACAGGAGGAGCAAAAAGGCACGCGCAUGCCGAUGGUGAAAGAACGGCUGAUUGGCUCGUCGUCCUCUGGGAAGAUAUUCCAGAAACUGCUCAAGGCGCUCGAUUCCAGGAGCCCAUGCAACGCAGAGAUGAGGAAAAAAGCCGCAAGGAUUGUGUGCGCGCUUGCUGGCGACAUCCAUUUGAAACAGUUCCCUGGAGGGAUCAGAUGCAUAUCUUCCCUGCUGGAUGCCUCUCUGCAUGAGGUGGAUGAAUACAAGCAGCUCAUGCUGCAAGGCUUGUUUAUUAUUGAGAAGCUCGCCACCGACGAGGACAACUGCAGAGUCAUGAGCCACAUAAAUGGUCUAGUUUCCAUGAUCAUGAGGCCUCUAAGCCGCGACCUACUGCACCGUGUUAAUCAUGAUGAAUGGUCCGAUGUUGUAGAUGCAUCACUGCGAUUGACGUGCACCUGGCUCAAUACUGCUACAGGAAAUAGUGGCGAAAAGCUGUGCAGCCAAAUCAUAGUGAACAAGGAAGCAAUCAGCGCCAUGCUGACCAUUCUCAUCUGUGAUAAGUGUCAUAAAGAACGGCUUAUACUAGCCAUGAAGGUUCUUCUCAUCACAAAAAUACAAGGCCAAGAAAAUAUCGUCGUGCAGCUACUAGGCAUCUUUCUUGGUUACAGGAAGGAUGAUUACAUCACAGGAUUGGCUGGUGAAAAGCUUCUCAUGCUCUCCAAAGAGAGCAAAAGCAACGCAAAGACCAUCUUAGAAGGAAACAUCAUCCUAGAACAAAAUGGUGAUUCUGCUCAGAGGAUUAUCGGAGCAUUAUAUUUUGAGGAAAGGAAUAAAUUCAGAAUAUGUGCAGCAGGGAUCCUGGAGGGUCUAUGUAGUCACUACAUCGUAAGCCAAGAAUUACCGCUCCACGCGGUGGAAAAUGAGCUAUUUGAGAAUCUGAAGAGACACAUAACCGAUUACAUGCCAGGGUUGCUCUUGAAAAUGCUUCCUGCACAGCGGCAGAGAGCAAGAAAUGUCUCACUGGAUGCUGACGUAGAAAGGCAAAACACUAGUGUUGUUUCAUCAUUAGAUAAUGCCCAAAAUGGUGUGCAACCCGAGGAUAAGGAACUGCAAGCAGCCUUGCUGUCUCUAUGCUUCACGGUAUACCACAAAAUGAUCGAUAAAGAAGAUGAUUUAGCUCCUCUGCUUGAUGCAGUUCGCUUGAAAGAUCCUCAGUUUAACUUACCGGAGAGGCUCAUUGAAUUGGUAGAAAGGAACAGUGACUCCACGGUGGUGGACUGCCUCAGAAUCGUGAAAUAUACUGCUAAGAUGGCCAAAUCCAUGAUAAGACACAAGCAUUUCUACUCUGACCAAGACCUUGGUAGAUUGACGAACUCACUGGACAAAGCUUGCAGAGAUAUGAGCCAUGUUGACGCCUUUGAGCAUUUAUCUGGAGGCGAUGGUACUGAUACUCUCAGUACCCUCGUGCAAGAAGCACGUAAACUGUUGCAUCCAAUGGAACAAAGACAGAAACCUGAGGUUUCAAUCAAGGGAAAAGAAUAUGAAAUUACUGAGCAGGGGCAGUCCUCAUCAGGUUCAAGCGAAAGUGAUAUUCUCGGUUACCUGUGUGUACUGUUUCGGGAAGAAGAACAGCAACCUGAGGUUUCAAGUAAGGAAAAAAUAGUCUGAAAUCAUGGAGCCCAGCCAUCUAGGACAUCUAUUUUUUGAGCAUGGGCAAUCCUCAUCAAGUUAAGACUUGUUACUCCUCGGCCUAUUAUGCAUUAUGCUACGCAUGAUCUGUUAUUUCUCAAACCUUCGCUGGGAGUUUGUGUGUGUAAUGCGACCGGCAACGGCAUUCUGUUUUUGUGAUUGCGAGAGAGUGAAUAACGAACAGAAGAUCCGUCCUGGGUGAUGUCAGUUGUAUCUCUAAGUUGUGUUUGUUACUAUGAAACUUAAAUUCAGUUACUUAUGUUUGGUA
Triticum aestivum (bread wheat) is the source of this 3257-nucleotide messenger RNA. RefSeq lists its product as uncharacterized. The coding region runs from base 314 to 2968 and encodes 884 amino acids. The transcript is spliced from 5 exons. NCBI's taxonomy places the organism in Eukaryota, Viridiplantae, Streptophyta, Magnoliopsida, Poales, Poaceae. The record is from RefSeq and is a predicted model, not a curated record.